Brachypodium distachyon (stiff brome) is the source of this 1082-nucleotide messenger RNA. RefSeq lists its product as uncharacterized. The record is from RefSeq and is a predicted model, not a curated record. Gene Ontology annotation, cellular component: chloroplast. The transcript is spliced from 7 exons. Bases 65 to 778 code for a protein of 237 amino acids. NCBI's taxonomy places the organism in Eukaryota, Viridiplantae, Streptophyta, Magnoliopsida, Poales, Poaceae.
AUGCGUUCUUUCUCGGCACGGAUAGACCGCCACGGGCUCUCCCGUGUCCGCUCGGCGUGGCGCCAUGGCCCCGGCACUCCUCCCCCUCUCCCCUUGGCCUCCUUAUCCGAAACCACCACCGCUGCACCACAACCCCAGCCCCGCCCGCCCGCGCGGCCGGUGCGGCGCCUCGCGCCGCGACUUCGCCAUCCACACUGCCGUCGCAGCCGCCUCCGCCGCGGCCGCAAUGAGCCCUUCCACCGGCGCCGCAGAGGAGGCGCCCCCUUCGGUGGCACCGCCGCCGACGCCUCCCCCUCCCAAGAGCGCGAGCCCGGUGCUGGGCGGCAUCGCGAACACGAGGUCGUGGUCGCAGUACUACGGCAGCGGCUUCUCCAUCCGCGUGCCGCCGUCCUUCGACGACGUAUUGGAGCCUGAGGAUUUCAGCGCCGCGAUGACCUACUACGGCGACAAGGCGAAGAUCAGGGCGUAUGCUGCUCGGUUCGCAUCUCCAGAUAGGUCAGAACUUGUAAGCGUGGUAAUCAAGCCAUCCAAUCAGCUCAAGAUCACAUUCCUAGAGGCCAAAGAUAUAAGUGAGUUGGGCACUCUAAAGGAGGCAUCAAAGUUAUUUGUACCUGGUGGUGCAAAAAUACACUCAGCUCGAACAAUUAAAGUUAAGGAUCAGGAGGAUAUUAGGACAUAUUACUUCUAUGAAUUUGGUUUUGACAAACAACAUGUUGCUCUAAUGGCUACUGUGGAUAGUGGGAAGCUCCAGAGACGAGGUGGGAGAUGGAUGGCGUGAAAUUGCGUUCGGCUGCUGUAUCUAUGUCUCUUUCAUGAUUUUGCAAGAUAGAACACCAAUCAUUAUACCAGAACUGCGGUGUUGCAGCAUUGUUGGGUAGAAGUAUCCUCCUUCAAUCUAAAACUGACUCCCAUUUCAGCACUCACGCUAACCAAAACGGCAGGUAAAUGAGAUUUGAGGGAGGAAAAGUCUGUAACUCGAUAGCUUGCUCAUAGAAAUUUCCAUCACGGAAAUUGCCUAAGUAGAUCAAGUUUCACGCAACACUCUUAUAUAUACGAGGGUAAUGAGGGUUGUGGAUUUAAAA